Messenger RNA from Wickerhamiella sorbophila, 948 nucleotides. Its product is annotated as TEL2-interacting protein 2. The transcript is spliced from 2 exons. Bases 1 to 948 code for a protein of 315 amino acids. The record is from RefSeq and is a predicted model, not a curated record. NCBI's taxonomy places the organism in Eukaryota, Fungi, Ascomycota, Dipodascomycetes, Dipodascales, Trichomonascaceae.
AUGGAUCUCAAGCAGUAUGAAGAAAAGCUUGUGAGUAGUUUGGGCAGUUUCGAUGAUUUGCAGAGUGUCGUGGACGAAAUGCCCAGUACAUAUAGUGCAUUGGCCAAGGCGCUGUACUAUAUUUUCCAAACCGAGUUCCUGCCCAAAUUGAAAGUGAGUGCGGAGAACGAAACGGCAAUCGUAGCUGAAAUCAAACAAAAGUUCCCAAAAAAUGCCAAAGUAACGGCUGCCGGUCAUGCAAUGAUCAGCGCUAGCGACAACGGCGAAUUGACAUUUGGAGGGCAAGAAAAGACAGCGCUACCAACAUGGCUUUUGAGGGGCCUUGUCGAUUACAGCUCGGCUGAGUCCUGGCCCGUGUUUAUUCCUGCGACACUUACGCUACUUGACUCACCUGAGAUCGCCUUGAGAGCUCAAGGUUGUCUGGCUGCCAAGUCAAUAGCUGAAAAGUACAAAGCCAAACUCGAGACGUCUGGAUUGCGUCCUCUAUUCCAAGAAGCAAUCAAAUCUUGUUUGCAUUAUCUCCCGCCCUCCUCCAAGGCUGAAGAAACUAUGCUGAUUGAGCGACCGGCGGUUGUGAGUCUUCUUGCCCUGGCGACAAACAACCAGGAACUAGAUGCAGUUAUGAGAGAAGGCCCACUAAGAGCAUUCAGAUACACACAACAAAACGUGAAGCUCAUUAUUUAUUUACUCGACCUCGUGCGCACAGUAGCCGAUCGGUUGGGGCCUCGAACGAUUAUCCACUUGAAGGAAUUAAUACAUAUUUUUAUGGCGAUUCUGGCAGACCCGUAUAUUGAUACCAGUCCGGAGCUUGUGGAGGCCGCUUGCUCGACCAUGAGCAGCGUGCUAUUGAGACACUGUGCCCCGCGGAUGCCCAACUAUCGCUACGACGUGCUCUAUGCACUGGCCAAGGCCAAGGUUUUGCAGAGCCCAUACUUUGACGAUGGCUGA